Messenger RNA from Pezoporus flaviventris, 1461 nucleotides. RefSeq names its product terminal nucleotidyltransferase 4B-like. Lineage: Eukaryota; Metazoa; Chordata; Aves; Psittaciformes; Psittacidae. The transcript has 8 exons. Gene Ontology annotation, cellular component: TRAMP complex; nucleolus. Bases 257 to 1249 code for a protein of 330 amino acids. The record is from RefSeq and is a predicted model, not a curated record. Gene Ontology annotation, biological process: RNA 3'-end processing. Gene Ontology annotation, molecular function: mRNA binding; poly(A) RNA polymerase activity.
CCUGCCCUGUGAAGGGGUGUUCAGAGUGCAGGCGUAGCCCCAGCCUCCACUGCUGUCCAAAAGAUUCGUGUUCUCUGCACGUGCAGUGUAUGUACACUUCUAAGGAAAUCCAUGCUGACAAAUCUAUUGAAGGACCAGGUACCCAAAAAAAUACCCCGUGUUACCAUAUCUAGUUUUAGUAUUGAAACAGUUCCUGUUACAGAGGGACCUUAAUGAAGUAUUUACAGGUGGAAUCGGUUCUUACAGUCUUUUUUUAAUGGCUGUCAGCUUCCUUCAGCUACAUCCCAGGGAAGAUGCCUGUAUGACCAAUGCCAACUAUGGUGUUCUUUUAAUAGAGUUUUUUGAAUUAUAUGGACGUCACUUCAAUUAUCUGAAGACUGGAAUCCGAAUAAAGGAUGGUGGCUCUUACGUUGCCAAAGAUGAAGUGCAAAAAAGCAUGCUGGAUGGCUACAGACCAUCAAUGCUGUAUAUUGAAGAUCCAUUACAGCCAGGUAAUGAUGUUGGGAGGAGUUCCUAUGGUGCCAUGCAAGUGAAACAGGCUUUUGAUUAUGCCUAUGUUGUUUUGAGCCAUGCAGUUUCCCCAAUAGCUAAAUAUUACCCUAACAACGAAAUGGAAAGUAUAUUAGGUAGAAUAAUUAGAGUAACACAAGAGGUGGCCGCAUACAGAGAGUGGAUAUCAAAGCAGUGGGGAAUGCAAAGUAGGGCGGAGUCUUCAUGUAACGGUAAUGGAGUAACCUUGAUAGUAGAUACUCAGCAGCUAGACAAAUGCAACAAUAAUCUUGCUGAAGAGGAUGAAGCACUAUCAAAACCUAGAAAUAAAACUUCAGAAAUACUUAGUAAACAUUCUUCAAAUUCUUCAUCAGGUCCUUCAUCAUCAUCCUCUACACUGUCCAGCUGUAGUGAUGUAGAUUCUGAUGGAACACCGUGCAAAACCUCUAAACAGUUGAGUUGUCGUCAGUCUACCAAAACCAGAGUGGGGUCACAAGAAGUGUCACUGGAAUCUUCCCAGUCAAGUGGGAAAACACAAAAUAGCCAAACAGCCAAUACUUCCAGCAACAUGAACAAAUCUCAGCAUGGAUCUGCAUGGUUAUUUUGCUCUUCUAACAAAGGCUUCCAAGGUCCAAUAAACUCAAGCCACAGUACCUCAGUCACAAACAAACAUCAAGGCAGCAAAUCACACCAUCACUUCUUCCAUGGCAAAAAGAGGAAGCACAAGAGGGAUGCAGCCCUUUCAGACCUUUGUAGAUAGUUGCCUAUUUUAUGACUGCCUUUCUGUGUGCAAUGAUCUCAUGCUACAGGAUAGUUUGAUAGUGACUCCUUGGAUCUCUUCCAGAGCUUCAGACUGUUGCUGAUUAGCAACUGCAAUUUUUUUUCCCAGCUCACCAGAGAACAGAUCAUGAAGACUGAUCACUGCAAAAAAUGCUAAAAAGAAAAAAAAAAGAAAAAUAUAAAAACAACAAA